Prorocentrum cordatum is the source of this 1896-nucleotide messenger RNA. The record is from the annotation of a GenBank genome assembly. NCBI's taxonomy places the organism in Eukaryota, Dinophyceae, Prorocentrales, Prorocentraceae.
UGGCAGAGCACAGCAUCGGCUCGUUCGGCAGAUCCGUGCGCCGGAGCACUCUUGCAGACCGCGCUUCCUCCACACAGCGCGGGAAAUGUUCGCAGGAGCGGACUGGGAAGGGGAGGGGAGAGGGGGCGGAGGGCCCCGACGUUUUCGCUUGCUGUCACGACGUGGGCCCCCCCGCGCGCCUUUGCCCUCCAGGGGCCAGCUCUUCACCCGGAGACGUUCUGCGACAGGCCCCAAGCACUGAUCAGGGAUCCCAGGAGCAAAAAACCUUGCGGAAUGCUGUCGCGACGCGAGGGGUGACUUGCGGGGGAGGGCAGCGGCAGGGGAAGCCGCAUGCCGCCAGGAGCCGUGGGUAGUCGCCUCCAAGAUCGCGAUGGACCAGACUAUUUUUGCAUUCGUGUUGAACGGCCUUUACGCGUUGUUCGUCGGAUUCCUCGCGUCUAAGCCGUUGAACGAGGUGGUGCAACGGACGAAGGACGACACCAUCGGGCCCUCCAUGUUGUCCAGCUGGCGCUUCUGGCCCUUCGUGCACAUGGUCACCUACUCGCCGCUCAUGCCACUCGAGUUCAAGGUGCUCUGGAACGACGUGGCCGAGAUCGCCUGGGUCACGAUCCUGUCCCUCAUCGCCAAUGGCGAGACAACCCGGGCUCGCAGAAAGUGGUCAUCACAGAGGACCUCGGAGUCAUGCCAGAGGUCGAAAUCGAGAUGGUCUCGAGGCUGGAGAAGGCUCCGGAGUCCUCGCCGUGGUCUGAAGCCGACCGGCCCUGAGGGAAGCGGGGGGGUCUGGGCUCGUCCUUCGCAGUGAAGAGGAAGGCCGUGAAUGGGCGUUCGCCUCGUCGCAGUGGGAGAGGGGCGGCGCUCGUAUGUCUCGCGGUGCAGACGGGGGGCCCUUCUGUCGCACUGGCGAGGGGAGGCCUGCAGGGGCUUUGAGGGGCGGACGUUGGGCCGGGAGGCCAGUGCUGCAGCACCGUGGGUGCAUCGUGGGCUCGCUCUGGUCCUCGUCCGUAUGCCCCUGCACCCUCCCCCGCCCUCCUUCGAGGAUCAAAUGCACGUGCCUCUGCAUGCUAUGCUUUGGCUUGGUUUUCGCAAAGGGGCAGGCUCGUGCCGUAAGCCGGCCAUCCUUGUUCAGCGCACGCUAAAUGUUUAAGACAAGUGCGCCAUGCUCAGACUACCAUGGAGUGGUAGAAUGUCUUGCAACAGUCGCGGAGGCAUGGAGUCCGCCUGCCAUGGAGAGUUGGAGCGUGUCUAGCAUAAUUCGUCUGAGUGCGGAUGUCGUGGAUCAUCCCAUUUGGAAGUUUACGUUCCCAAUGCGAACGAGAAAGCCUCACCGAGGCCAGCAACCACCAGAAGUGUUGUUUUAUUGCCCCUCACCCAAGCUUGCGGGUUGGGUGGGUGGGAAACGACGGGGGACGAUUGCACGAUGCUUGCGCAUCCGUUUUUCAAGGCAUGCUGGGCAGGAGGCUCGCCGUAACGCAUGCUCAUCUGCCUGGGUUUAGACCACGGCAGGGUGCAGCUCGAGCGUCGUCUGAUUUCCAGGUUGCAGCCAAUGCCGGCAUGUUGUUGACACCCCAUGCCAAUCGGAUGUCGGAACCAUGAUGCGUCGCGCAAGGCGUGUGAUUCCGGCUCCCGUCUUCCCUCCACCAUCUCCCCUUUUCUUGUCUUCAUGCCCUACGAUCGUCAUUGUCCCUUCCACUUUCCCCGAUCCUCGUUCUCCCCAUCGAUCCUAUUUUCUUGCCCUCCCGCUGGGCAACGCCCAAGGAGGACCUCUUUGUCUCUCCGCGAUGAGUGCGCUCAGUCGUUGCAUCCUCGGGCAGUUUUCGCCAGCACACGGAUACCGAACUCAGAUAGAGUUCACAGACUCGCUGCCGGCUCCGACCACCCCGUGGAUCUCUUGGAAAA